ACUGAUGUGGGACCAUGGCACUUCCCAGAUGCAUGUGGCCAGCUUAUGUUUGGAGAGCAGUAAUGGCAUGCUUGGUACACAGGGGAUUGGGUGCCUCAUUGACUCUUUGUGUGUUGGGCUGUUUGCUUCAGGCUGCCCACGUGCUCUCACAAAAAUUGGAUGAUGGAGACCCACUGGUGACUACCAACUUCGGCAAGAUAAGAGGGAUUAAGAAAGAACUCAAUAAUGAAAUUUUGGGUCCUGUUAUUCAGUUUCUUGGCAUUCCAUAUGCAGCCCCGCCAACAGGAGAACAUCGUUUUCAGCCUCCAGAACCACCAUCUCCUUGGUCAGAUAUCAGGAACGCUACUCAGUUUGCUCCUGUGUGUCCCCAGAAUAUCAUUGAUGGCAGAUUGCCAGAAGUCAUGCUUCCUGUGUGGUUUACUAAUAACUUGGAUGUGGUUUCAUCAUACGUACAAGACCAGAGUGAAGAUUGCCUGUAUUUAAAUAUAUACGUCCCAACUGAGGAUGUAAAAAGAAUAUCCAAGGAAUGUGCCAGAAAACCCGGCAAGAAAAUAUGUAGAAAAGGAGGUCCCCUUACAAAGAAACAGACAGAUGAUUUAGGUGAUAAUGACGGUGCUGAAGAUGAAGAUAUUCGGGACAGUGGGGGUCCCAAACCAGUGAUGGUGUAUAUCCAUGGUGGCUCAUAUAUGGAAGGGACUGGAAAUUUAUAUGAUGGGAGUGUCUUGGCAAGUUAUGGCAAUGUGAUCGUCAUCACAGUCAACUAUCGACUUGGGGUACUCGGUUUCUUGAGCACAGGGGAUCAGGCUGCAAAAGGAAACUAUGGACUCCUUGAUCUCAUACAAGCUUUAAGAUGGACUAGUGAGAAUAUUGGAUUCUUUGGUGGUGACCCCUUAAGAAUCACUGUUUUUGGAUCUGGUGCUGGGGGUUCAUGUGUCAAUCUGCUGACUUUAUCCCAUUAUUCUGAAGGACUUUUUCAACGAGCAAUAGCUCAAAGUGGAACUGCCCUUUCCAGCUGGGCUGUUAGUUUCCAACCUGCAAAAUAUGCUAGAAUGUUGGCCACAAAAGUUGGUUGCAAUGUUUCAGAUACAGUAGAGUUAGUGGAAUGCUUACAGAAGAAGCCUUACAAGGAACUUGUUGACCAAGAUAUUCAACCAGCACGAUACCACAUAGCCUUUGGACCUGUGAUUGAUGGUGAUGUAAUACCAGAUGAUCCUCAGAUAUUGAUGGAGCAAGGAGAGUUUCUCAACUAUGAUAUAAUGUUAGGAGUUAACCAAGGGGAAGGGUUAAAAUUUGUUGAAAAUAUAGUAGAUAGCGAUGAUGGUAUCUCCGCUAGUGAUUUUGACUUUGCUGUUUCUAAUUUUGUUGAUAACUUAUAUGGAUACCCUGAAGGCAAAGAUGUUUUGAGAGAAACCAUUAAAUUCAUGUAUACUGACUGGGCUGACCGUCAUAACCCUGAAACCAGAAGGAAGACAUUAUUAGCUUUGUUUACGGACCAUCAGUGGGUGGCACCAGCUGUAGCUACAGCAGAUCUUCACUCAAACUUUGGUUCACCCACAUAUUUCUAUGCCUUUUACCAUCAUUGCCAAACAGAUCAGGUUCCAGCUUGGGCUGAUGCAGCUCAUGGUGAUGAGGUUCCCUACGUACUAGGAAUCCCCAUGAUUGGACCUACAGAGUUAUUUCCUUGCAAUUUCUCCAAAAAUGAUGUGAUGCUGAGUGCAGUCGUAAUGACAUACUGGACAAAUUUUGCUAAAACUGGUGACCCAAAUCAACCAGUCCCUCAAGACACAAAAUUCAUCCAUACCAAACCCAACCGCUUUGAAGAAGUAGCAUGGACCAGAUAUUCCCAGAAAGACCAACUUUAUCUCCAUAUUGGAUUAAAACCAAGAGUUAAAGAACAUUACAGAGCUAAUAAAGUAAACCUCUGGCUGGAGUUGGUACCUCAUCUGCAUAAUCUCAAUGACAUUUCUCAGUAUACCUCGACAACAACUAAAGUGCCAUCAACUGACAUCACUUUCAGACCUACGAGAAAAAAUUCUGUAUCUGUCACAUCAGCCUUUCCCACUGCCAAGCAGGAUGAUCCCAAACAACAACCGAGUCCAUUUUCAGUGGAUCAAAGGGACUACUCAACAGAGCUGAGCGUCACUAUUGCAGUUGGAGCAUCACUGCUGUUUCUGAACAUCUUGGCCUUUGCAGCCCUGUACUACAAAAAGGAUAAGAGGAGACAUGAUGUUCACAGGAGAUGCAGCCCUCAGCGCACGACUACGAACGAUCUGACCCACGCACAAGAAGAGGAGAUCAUGUCCCUCCAAAUGAAGCACACCGAUUUGGAUCAUGAAUGUGAGUCCAUCCAUCCACAUGAGGUGGUUCUUCGGACCGCCUGCCCCCCAGAUUACACACUAGCUAUGAGGAGGUCACCUGAUGAUGUUCCCUUAAUGACACCCAACACCAUUACAAUGAUUCCCAACACUAUACCAGGGAUUCAACCCUUACACACAUUCAAUACAUUUACCGGAGGACAGAACAAUACUCUGCCCCAUCCUCAUCCCCACCCCCACUCACAUUCAACAACCAGGGUAUAG
Messenger RNA from Eubalaena glacialis (North Atlantic right whale), 2579 nucleotides. RefSeq names its product neuroligin 1 (gene NLGN1). Lineage: Eukaryota; Metazoa; Chordata; Mammalia; Artiodactyla; Balaenidae. Gene Ontology annotation, biological process: neuron cell-cell adhesion; synaptic vesicle endocytosis; presynaptic membrane assembly. Bases 15 to 2579 code for a protein of 854 amino acids. The transcript is spliced from 7 exons. The record is from RefSeq and is a predicted model, not a curated record. Gene Ontology annotation, molecular function: neurexin family protein binding; signaling receptor activity. Gene Ontology annotation, cellular component: cell surface; synapse; postsynaptic specialization membrane.